Molecule: messenger RNA, 333 nt
Organism: Fibroporia radiculosa
Lineage: Eukaryota; Fungi; Basidiomycota; Agaricomycetes; Polyporales; Fibroporiaceae
Exons: 2
Coding region: 1-333 (110 amino acids)
Source: RefSeq, a predicted model, not a curated record
AUGUCAUGCGAUCUUGAAGAAGAAGAGGAUGCAGAGGAUACAGGACCUGCCAGUGUGAUGGAGAGCACCGCGGAGGAAAUCGCUGAUGCAGAGGAACGGGCAGCGGGGGGAGAGGCAGUGGAGCCAGCUGCGAAGACCACGUUCGUCCCGGCCAACUUGCGAGAGAAGUGUGGUUGUUCACCUGCACUGCUUGGGGCACCCGGGCAGCGGCAGAUCGUCGCCAGACAUAAUGGUCCGGUGCUCGGUGGCAGAGGGGCGGGGAAUGAGGGGCAGCGGCGUGCAAAGGAGGCUCGCAUACGCUCCGCGAAUACGUCCAGGACGCGCUCCGCCUAG